AGCCAGAGUCGAAGCCAUGAUGUGUGAUCUGGCCCGACUCUGCAGUGUCAGGGAGUUUGCCCAAUCUUUCAAGGCCAAGAAACUGCCCUUGCACAUCCUGGUGUGUAAUGCAGCUGUGUGUACUCAACCCUGGAGGCUGACAGAGGACGGCCUGGAGUCCACCUUCCAGAUCUGCCAUCUAGGUCACUUCCUCCUUGUCCAGUGUCUGCAGGACGUGCUGCGACGCUCAGCGCCUGCCCGUGUUGUGGUGGUGUCCUCCGAGUCUCACAGGUUCACAGACCUGUUAGACUCGUGUGGAAAGGUCGACCUGGCCCUGCUGUCUCCACCCAAGAAGGAAUACUGGUCCAUGCUGGCUUAUAAUCGAGCCAAACUCUGCAACAUCCUCUUCAGCAAUGAGCUCCACCGCCGCCUCUCGCCUCACGGCGUCACCUCCAAUGCGGUGCAUCCUGGGAACAUGAUUUACACCUCGAUACACCGGAGCUGGUGGCUGAUGACGGUUCUCUUCAUGAUGGCCAGACCUUUCACCAAGUCCAUGCAACAAGGAGCAGCCACGACGGUGUACUGCGCUGUAGCCCCGGAGCUGGAGGGAUUAGGAGGCAUGUACUUCAACAACUGCUUCCGCUGCAUGCCGUCCGCACAGGCCCAGGACCAGACCUGCGCUGCCAGUCUGUGGGAGCUGAGUGAGCGGCUGGUUGCAGAGGGGUCAGUGGGUGUACAGGCCCUCUGAUGCACGAGAGGAGGGAGGGAGGAGGAGGAGGAGGAGGAGGAGGAGGAGGACUAGCCAAACAGGAAUCAUAGAGAUAAGAUGGUGGGUCUUGAUGAUAUCCAGUUAGAUAUAAAGUGAAAGAUAACUGCACUAUACAAGAGCUGCCAACCACAGAAAGUCCAUCACGUCACUACAGGGGCUAAAAUACUCUACAUACACACACACAACAGGAAUGUGGGGGUUUUUUUUUGUGUUU
Molecule: messenger RNA, 962 nt
Organism: Solea senegalensis (Senegalese sole)
Lineage: Eukaryota; Metazoa; Chordata; Actinopteri; Pleuronectiformes; Soleidae
Product: WW domain-containing oxidoreductase-like
Exons: 4
Coding region: 17-727 (236 amino acids)
Source: RefSeq, a predicted model, not a curated record